Molecule: messenger RNA, 4046 nt
Organism: Anguilla rostrata (American eel)
Lineage: Eukaryota; Metazoa; Chordata; Actinopteri; Anguilliformes; Anguillidae
Gene: cep85
Product: centrosomal protein 85
Exons: 14
Coding region: 165-2387 (740 amino acids)
Cellular component (GO): centrosome
Source: RefSeq, a predicted model, not a curated record
GUGGGACGGUUAGAAAAUCUGUUUGAUAAAGAGUGGGAGUCAAUGUGCUGGUGAAGUUACAAGCUUGCGCACGUUCGUUGCUAAGCAAUGUAAUGUUUUUUGGGGUUAUCUUUUAUUAGUACUGCUGAUACCUCACAUACCGUUAAAAGGCACCUGUGUCUGAUAUGACCGCCUCUCAGGGCCCCCAGGACUGGAUCUCCCAGCAGGCUAAGCUCUCAGGGUACCGGGCUGUGGGCUCUGAGAUGGACUGGCAGACUCCAGCUCUCUCAGAGAAGUUCCAGAGCCGUUGUGGGCGGCGGCCUGACAGUGUGGAUACAGGGCUGGGCUCCGCCCACUCAGACAGCACAGAGGAUUUUUGCUGUUCCAGCGGCAGCCCUUCCUUCCAGCCAAUCCGCAGUCAGAUCUCCAUCCCCACUGCCCAUGUCAUGCCCUCCACGUCAGGCCCCGUCCCCUGCAGGCCCCCCCCACGGCCUGCAGAUGAGCCCCCGCCUCCGGCUGAUGCCCGUGGCAGCUCCAAGCCCCCCUCCCUCCCCAAAUCUGCCUCCUCCCCCAACCUGGAGGCUCAGGAGCGGGGCCGGGGGGCGGGGGACUGUCUGAGCCGCUACCGCAGCCUGGUGAAUGGGCUGGACCACUCGCUGCUGCCCCCUGCUGAUGGCCUGGGGUUCGACAUGCCGGCCAUGGAGCCCACGCUGAACCAGUCGGCCUUGCUGCACUCUUUCUGCCCUGACCCUCGGGCACAGCUGCACCUGACCGGCCUGUCCGACACUGACUCUGCCUACAAGGCCCUGCCUGAGGCAGCCACGCCCAACGCCCCGCCCAACACCACACCCGACGCGUUUGGCCUGAGGCCUGCUGGCUCCCCUGGCCUGGCCCCGCCCCAGGCCCCGCCCGCUCACUCCUGGCUGAGGGAGCCGCAGGGCGGCGCUGGGUUCGACCCGCGCUGGCAACAGCUGGAAAAGCUCCGCCUGCAGGUGGAGCAGAUGCAGCUUCUGACUACAGGGCAGUACUCCUCUCUGUACCCGCCAACCCUGCCACCAGAGGGCGGAGCAUGGGACACUGUUGUCAAGGCCAGCGAGAGCCUGCUGAAGGAGAAGGAGCUUGUCAUUGACAGGCAGAAGCAGCAGAUGGCGCAGCUGGAGCAGCGGCUGCGUGAGAGUGAGAUGCAGGUGCACGGGGCCCUGCUGGGGCGUGGAGCACCCUACCCUGACGUCUGUCUGCUUCGACUGCAGGAGGCUCAGCGGGAGAAUGCCUUCCUGCGGGCGCAGUUUGUCGAGCGCACAGACGGUCUGGCCCAGGAGAAGGCGGAAGCAGAACGGAGGCUGGCGGCGGAGGAGGCGGAGUCACGCAGACUGAGUGACGUGCUGCAGGAGGCGGGGCUGAAGCACAGCGAGGAGAUGAAGAAGCAAGAAGAGCGGAUCCGCAGCAGGGACAAGCACAUCAGCAGUCUGAAGAAGAAGUGUCAGAAGGAGAGCGAGGAGAGCCGGGAGAAGCAGCAGCGCAUCGAGACGCUGGAGCGCUACCUAGGCGACCUGCCCACCUUGGAGGACUACCAGACGCAGAGCAAGCAGCUGGAGCAGGCGCAGCAGCAGGUGACUCAGCUGCAGGCUCGGGGGGCGGAGCUGGAGGCGGAGCUGGGAGAGGCCAGAGCUUCUGCCCUGGAGAGAGACGCUCAGCUGGAGCAGCACAGACUGAGAGAGAGAGACCUGCUCUCCACCGUGACCAGCCUGCAGGAGCGGGUGCAGGAGGGGCUGGAGGACGGGGUCCGGCUGCCCUCUCUGGAUGUGGAGAAACUGCAGGAGGAGAACAGCAGCCUGAGGGAGGAGCUUCAGAGGCAGAGAAAGAUCAUUGAGAAGCAGCAGAAGGUGAUGGAUCAGAUGAGAACACAGAUUGGGGCGCUCCAUGCUCAGGCCCUGCAGGAGGAGGGAGGAGUCCAGGCUCUGAGGGAGGAGCUCUGUGGGAAGGAGCAGGACCUGCUGCAGCUGCGCAGAGCUGUGAAGGAGCUCUCUGCUCAGAACCAGGAGCUGAUGGAGGGGAAGUUGACCCUGCAGGAGCGUUUGGCGGGGUCUGUCUCUGGGCUGCCCCCCGCCCCGGCCGUAACCCAGCUGACGCAGCGUCUCCAUGGCGAGCUGUCGGCCUGCCUGGGGGACCUGCGUUCCCUGUGCAACGUCCUGACCCAGCGAGCUCAAGGCCGGGACCCCAACCUGUCCCUGCUGCUGGGGAUCACCUCCCCGCCCCCGGUGGCAGAGGGGCGUGAUGAUUGGCCGGAGGAGACUCUGGACAGGAAGCUGCUGGAGGUGCAGCAGCUGCGGCGGGACGUGGAGGAGCUGCGGACCAGCGUGUCGGACCGCUACGCCCAGGACAUGGGGGACAACUGCACCACGCAGUGACAGGCGGGGCUGGGUGUGGGCGGGGCAGGGCGGGGCACACUGGGGGGCCACGCAGCAGUGUGGAGGCUUGGGGAAGUGCCUGUCCCGUGGGCCCUUCAGAGGAACCCGCCCCGCCCCCUCUGCUGAAAACCACACCCUCAUCUCAUCUCAGCACUAACCUCCCGCAUGUGUGCAGUGUUGUAACGGUAAAGAAGACUUUGGUGUAGCAGCUGAUAUAUUAGUUGGUCCAAUCAGUUCACAUAUUUUUGUUGAUGGGUGUGGCCUCAACACUAAGUAUUUAUUUACACAUAGACUGUAGCCAGGGCAACAGUACACAGUAUGACAGCAGUACAGCAUGAAUAUGCUCUUUUGUUUACGUCUUCCUUUGAAUAACGGACUCUACCACAUUCUCCCAUAACCCUGGGCAAGCCUGUUCCUGUAGAGGACACCUGUAUUUUUACUGAAGACACACCUGUUUCUGCCUGGAUACUCCCAUUUCUGCUGUGGACACGCCCAUUUCUGCCCUGGACGCACCCAUUUCUGGCCAGGACACGCCCAUUUAUGCCAUGGACAUGCCCAUUUAUGCCAUGGACACACCCAUUUCUGCCCAGAACAUGCCCAUUUAUGCCGUGGACAUGCCUGUUUCUACUCUGGGCACACCUGUCUUCAGCCCUACCCAGUCUGGCUGUACAUGCCUCUUACUCAGAGAGACCACACUGGGAGGCCUGGAAACACGUGGUCUCUUUGAGCUUUCUUAGUUUGCCUUUCAUACAGUAUAUUUGCAUUUUUGGUGGAUUAUAGCUAACCUAGCUGAGCCUUUCAUUGUAUCUUUAAAAAAGGGUUUGGAUGCGAGUCGACAUGAACAGCCUUCCUCUUAAAUAAAAACCCCACAAUUUUACUGUAUAGAUGUUGUGACGUGUGUGGAUGUGAGGUGUGCAGAUGUGAGGUUUGUAGAUGUGAGGUGUGUAGAGGCUGCAAUAUUUGUGUCAGAAUGGUGAAGAAUACUAACUAAUACUAAUGGUGCAGUGCCCUGUGCUGUGGCACCCCUGCAGGUUUGGGGGUGCAGCGUAACAGAAACAUGCUGAUCCUGUCCAAACUAAGGGAUCGCAGCACUGAGCUCCAAACUGCCUGAGUUUGCCCAGACAGUGGCCUCUGCUUAUCCGGCCUGAACCCUGUUUACUACCCCCCCCCCUUUCCCCACUAAACCCUGUCUGCUACCCCCCCUUUCCCCCCUGUACUCUGCACAGCCCCCCCCCCCUUUUGCUGCUUGCCAUUUUUGACUGACCAGCAUCUCUCUUAAACAUCUGUAAUGGAACACUAAGUACUGACCAGCAGAAUCACGUGCGGGGAUUGUACACGCUGUACAGUGUUUAUGAGACUGUGGUUACGGGCUCAUUUUUAUGUGCUGUUGGUAUUUGUGUGUCAGUCAAAUAAUGCAUUAAGCCUUCAAGGAACCCUUUCAGACUGUAACGAUGUCCAAGUGCCUGUGAUUGCAGACUGAUGCUCUGACUGAGCGACUGCGUCUGGUUUCUUUUGCAAGACCGCUGAAGACAACCAAACCAGCCUGCUUUCAUAACAUUAUUUUUUUGUCAAAAAUGAAGAUGUUUAUAUUUGAAAAUUGGUUAUUUUUAGACCCAUGUUGAAUUUGUAUUUUUUAGAAAUAAAGUUUGUUUUCAGUAA